AGGUCACUGUGAGUGUCGGAUCAACUGCAUCGCACACUUGUCGUCAUGAGAGGCUUCCAGAGAUGCGUGUUGUCUGCGGUGGCGCUGGUGGCGUUGAGUUGCAGCGCCGUCGGCAGCCCAGCCAAGUUGGACCACUUGAGUGGAGCCACAAACGCCCACAAGCACUCAAGGGGAGGCUUCAAGGCGGGCCUCCACGACACCGGCAUCUGGGGAGCUAAUCUCCAACAACCUAAUCAGUUGACACCUCCUGUCUGGGGCCACAAUAGCAUUUUCAGCCUACAGCAAAACGAAUUUCCACGAAAAGGAAGCAACUCUCCAAUUGGAGGAAACACUGAUUUUGGGGCUAAGGCGAUUUUCAACGAACCACAACAGCCUGCUAGCAGUAACUUGUUUCCCCAGCAGAGUUUGUUACCGAACAGCGCAUCACUGAACCUCGGUUACCUUCCUCCAGUCGAAACUCCCACCCAUCAAGGCUAUAGCUACAACCCACCUCAGAAACCCUUCAACUUCUAUCAGCCACCAACCACCACAACCACCACCACGACCACCACCACCACGAGACGUCCUCCCCCACCCCCUCCCUCGGGGCUCUACGAGACCCCCGUCCAGUACAGACCCAUCCCCCAGAGGGCCCCUACUACACCCCCCACGCCCCCUACUCCCCCCCACGGCCUGUACGAGACCCCCCAGAGAGAACAGACCACGACCCGACGCCCGCCUCCCCCUCCCCCGACUGGUCUGUACGAAACUCCACAGGAGAACCGCUUUGUGCCGAACCUGCUACCCCGGCCCACGACCACACCGCCGCCCUCGAAGGCCAUGAUGUUCGGGAUGCCGUACGACUUCGCUUACGGCGUCAGCGACGACGACUCUGGCAACCACUACAACAGACACGAGACGCACGAUGGCAACGAGAUGCGAGGCCAGUACAAAGUAUUGCUCCCCGACGGCCGUACUCAGGUCGUAACAUACUACGAUAACGGCAACGGCUUCAAUGCCGACGUAACCUACGAAUAAACUCCGUACUCAUAGAAGCAAAUCAGCAUUUAAAUCUCUGAUUAAAUCAAAUGAAGCAAGUUGAGCAGUCAUUAUAUUGAAGAGGAAACAUUUGUUUCAUCCUUAACCCAUUAAUGCCGAGUGGUUCCAUUUGGAACCAGCAGGAAAAAUUGAUACAUAAUAAAAUUGUAUGAUCAAAUAAGUAUACAAGUGGAUGUGUAUGUUUGAUACACAUCUUGUUUAUGUUCUGGCAAAGUUUGGUUCUGCUGCGCUGACUGUUCCCGGUUUAGGAAACAUUCAAAGAUUAUAAAGACCAGGUGUCAGAUAGGACAGCUUGAUAUCAUAGCUUUGAUGAAAAGUGAGUAAUUUGUUCAAAAAUUUAUUAUUUAUGAGAUGGAUGCAGAAUUUUAUCAAU
Messenger RNA from Hyalella azteca, 1411 nucleotides. RefSeq names its product formin-like protein 3. NCBI's taxonomy places the organism in Eukaryota, Metazoa, Arthropoda, Malacostraca, Amphipoda, Hyalellidae. The transcript has 7 exons. The record is from RefSeq and is a predicted model, not a curated record. Bases 46 to 1017 code for a protein of 323 amino acids. Gene Ontology annotation, cellular component: extracellular matrix.